AUGAUUUCAUCGGCUGCCGUUCUUCUUCAGAAGGAACUGAAGGAUUUAUCAAAGAAUCAACCCUGUUUCUACAUUCAGCUUCAGAAUGAUAACAUCUAUGAUUGGGAUGUGGGUCUUUACAUCGAUAAUUCUGAUUCUAAAUACAAUGGAGCUUUUCUGAGAGGUAAGAUGCAGUUUCCUCGAAACUAUCCAUUUGCCCCUCCUACCUUCAGGUUUACUCCAGCCAUUUUCCAUCCAAAUGUUUACACGGAUGGGCGUCUAUGCAUAUCCAUUUUGCAUAGGGCUGGCGAUAUCUAUAAUGAUGAACCAUCAAAUGAAACCUGGAGUCCAGCACAGUGUGUGGAGUCCAUCCUUAUCUCCAUACUUUCAGUUUUAGAUGAUCCUAAUAUAAAUUCGCCAGCCAAUGUUGAUGCGGCAAAACUUUUCAGAGAUGACAGGGAGGCCUAUUAUCGUAAAGUUGCCAAAGAUGUUGCCAGAUCAAAAGAGGAUAUACCCGCGGAUUUCAAUAUACCAGAUCCAUCCACAAAGAAGUUGGAGGAUGAAUAUGAAGAUGAAUGGUUCUAUGAUGAGGAUGACGACGAUGACGACGACGAUGAUGACGAUGACGAUGAUCAAAGCUUAUAUGAUGAUGAUGUGGAAAUGAGUGAAGAUUACGGUGAUACUGAGGGUGGAAAAAAAUAG
This is a messenger RNA of Brettanomyces bruxellensis, 681 nucleotides long. RefSeq lists its product as uncharacterized. NCBI's taxonomy places the organism in Eukaryota, Fungi, Ascomycota, Pichiomycetes, Pichiales, Pichiaceae. The transcript has a single exon. Gene Ontology annotation, biological process: proteasome-mediated ubiquitin-dependent protein catabolic process; protein polyubiquitination. The record is from RefSeq and is a predicted model, not a curated record. Gene Ontology annotation, molecular function: ubiquitin conjugating enzyme activity. The coding region runs from base 1 to 681 and encodes 226 amino acids.